Messenger RNA from Porites lobata, 28634 nucleotides. The record is from the annotation of a GenBank genome assembly. NCBI's taxonomy places the organism in Eukaryota, Metazoa, Cnidaria, Anthozoa, Scleractinia, Poritidae.
AUGCGCAGCUCAACCAACACCCUCAUCGCCAACAUGGCCUUUGCUGAUCUGUUGAUGACCAUAGACAUACCGUACAUACUUAAAUUUUUCUACGUCGGCGAUAAAUGGUUUGGAACCUUCAUGGGCACCGUUUUAUGCAAGUUUUUUCACUCUGCUCAAGUGGGAUCUCUAAUAGCCUCCGUGUUUAGUUUAGUGGCAAUUUCUCUGGAUCGAAGUUUUGCUAUCUUGUUUCCUAUGAAGACGGUUAUGACUAGGAACGUUGUACGUUUCGCGAUCGCCAUGGUCUGGCUGGGAGCGCUGGCUUUCUCACUUCCAGUCAUGGUGGCAUCUAAAACUGCACAAUUGGAAGGCACGAAUUUUUUGAGUUGCGCAGAGUUUUGGGCGACCACGUCGGCAAACACUUUCUUCCUAGUUCUAAUUAUAGGUGGGUACAUCAUUCCACUGAUAAUCAUCGCCUUUGUCUACAGUCUAGCAGGGAUACGUCUCUGGAGUAGACAACUUCCUGGCCAUAGGAAUUUGGUCUCAAACAAAAAAGCACAGUCGUCCAGCAGGCGUGCAACAGCUAUGUUGAUAACUGUAGUUAUUGUCUUCGCCCUGUCUUGGCUACCUUUUCAAGCUUUGGAGAUGCUUCGUCAGUACAACAGGCCACUGUAUGAUUCACUUCCUAUUGAAUUUCUGUUUACCACACCGUGGUUUGGUUACGCUAACAGUGCUAUUAACCCAAUCCUCUAUGUGAUAUUCUCCGAGAAUUAUCGUCAGGAGUUUUACCGCAUUCUGUGUCGAGGUCCAACCAGGAAGGACCGCUACAGAAGGACAAUCAUAAGCCGAAGUACCACUACUAGAUCAACUCGUCUGUCACGUGCAAGCUCAUUGGCUGUAAGCAUUCCGCUUCAAAAGCUUAGAGAGGAAGCGAAUUAUAGACGACAAGGCCCUGAGUCACCCUGAUAUCGUGCCGCAAUAUUCUGACCCAUGAGAACUUGAUAAGCUUUGUAACAUCUUGACCAAGACUCAAAAAGAAUCGUGACACCAGUAAUUUCAGACUCCUAUUGUCACUUGAAAGAACAAUUUUCCAGAACGCUCAACUUUUCGUAAACUGUCUCUCACUAAGCAAGUCUGUAGCGCUGCCUUGCUCUGCAUUUAAAAAAGACAAGCGCCCAAACGACGCCUAACAUUAGGGCGGAUCAAGAAAAUGUUGGUAAGGGGUUCCAGUUAGUGCACACGGUUGGAGCCAACACUUUACACCCUUGCACUCGUUAUGUAUUAUUCUCUACUUUGAAUGACUUUGCUGUCAUGACACGUUUUCACAGUACAUGUGACAACAGCGAAAACGCCACCAAAAAGUAAGUUCGUGUUCUUUCAAACCUCAUCGCAAUUAUUCCAACUUGUUCACCUCGUCUAAUGUAGGCGAAUGCUCCUGGAUUUGAAUUCGUAGCAACCUGAUCCCAGUACCGGUUCCCAGAGGGAGAGAGGAGUUAUCGUACUUUGUUCACGUCCUCCAUGAAAAGAUGUCACUACAGCGACGGCAACGAGACGUCAAAUCACGCCCUGAAUCACCCUGAAAUCGUGCCGCAAUAUCCUGACGCCAAGACAUGAUAACGUGAUUUAACAGCCUGCCACAAGACCCAAGCUUUGUAACAUCUUGACCAAGAUACAAAAGGCACCAGUCGUUUCAAGAGGCUGUAACUCAGGCUGUCACUAAGUAAAUCUGUAGCGCUGCAUUUAAUUUUCUUUUCGCUUUUUAAAGCCAGUUUUCGUCGUCGUCGUCGUCGUCGUCCUUGCUUGAGGUUAUGUUUACGGGACCAUUGGCAAGGAAGAUUUUGUAUCUCAACACAAAGUUCCAACACUAUUGCCUUGUUAUAGGAAAACAUUUAUCUCAUGUUGUGCGGUGGCAAAUACGAACAAGACGAACAAGAGUCCCAAGGUAGAAAGACAUUUUCUAUUUAAACUACUGAAAACCAAGUUGACGAAGGUUGUCUAACUGAAUGAAGGUUUCCCAUCAGAUCCAUUAGACCUAUUAGGCUACGACACACCGAUGACGUCACUAAAACUUUUUUAUGUUUUGUCGAACACAAUUUUACGUCAUCUGUAAUGUGUUACUGAACAAACACACGGCAAUAUUGAAUCUAUUUGCUGAAUAGGUGACAAUUUUCCGUGGCCUUGCUAGAAAAUAGCAAAUGGAAAUUUUUUGUCGAUUUCUUAAAUAGACCACUGAACGAAAUCCACACUGCAACGCAUGCGCAAUAGGUAACAAGGGGUGCUUACCAUUUACACAAUCCACCCGAGUGGAAAUCUUGUACAUAAACAGUAUAAAAUUUUACAUGUUGGGAGAACGACCCGCUACAAGGUACAUCCAAAUCAGCUGAACAGACUAAAACUAAGAGGGGGAAAAUAAAUUCGCCUUAAAUCACAGCCCAUAUUUUCUGAAGCUUCCCAAACGGAAUGGCGCGAACCAUUUGAUUUUCAAACCGGAAUUUCCGGUUUUCCCACGUACACGGUAAGUACCCCAGCAUUCAGUUCGAAUUCAGUUUUCCGAUCCGUAACAGCAAUCUGAGGAACAGCAGCGGUUAAGUAAGAACAGAAUCAAAUCGGUAUUGUGGUCAAGUAAUGUAAAUGUGAGAGCUUUAGUGAUGCAUUAAUGUUGUUUAGUUUAAGAAAGUUUUUCACGGAAGGUAUCUAAUCUCUUUGUGGCAGUAGGAUUGACGAGAUAAACAGACGCAAAAAGCAAAAAAGUGGUCAGUUUUGAGAGCUUAAAUUUUAUUUGAUUUAGUAAGACUAUGUAAGUGUAAACAGAAAUUAGAAAUAGAAUUAAAGAUUGAUGUUUAAUGAAUGUAAUGGAAGAUAAUAAAUACGUAGUACGAUUGACGAAAGACGUAAUCUAUUAUUGACAACUUCUCCCCUGGAGAGUUUCCAUAGGAAACUGGGAGGGACGCCCCCUCCUGUUAUUUUCUAGGGGCGGGGGGUGGGGAGCGGCGGCGAGGACAUGAUAUACGUGGGCUCGAUUACUAGCCACUGUUCGGCAAAUGAACCCGCGCUCCCAGAAACCGGACCCACGACAGUGGCGGAAAUCGAACCUAGAUUCUACGAAGAAAGUGGAGAGUAGAAAUAACCAAUUUUUUUAUAGAUGCACAUCCAUGGCCAGUUAUAUGCACCAGCCCGCGAGCAAGCUCUUCCCCAGUUCGAGUUGCAAGUGAAGCAAGCCGCAAGACAACGCGCGAGCGAGCGAGCGACCCCAUUCAGCCCUUCACACUUGAUCUGCCGUCUCAGUUUUGAGUGCCUUGUGACUUCUCAUCUCCUAUAUGGGGAGUUUGUUCGCAGGGUUUGUGUGCACUUGCUGCCUGCCACGAAAGUGGCAUUACCUUUGUCUUAUUAUUUCAAACCCCAAAAACACGAACUACGAAAAUAUUUUUUUUUCCGUUCACGGGGAAAAAAAAGGCAAGUUAAGCACUGGCAUUCAAGAAUUUAGUGAAUAUGAUUUGGCUCCUCUGUUACUUGAUUUAAUAUUUUAAAUUAUUGCUUUAAAACAUACAUACUAUCAAAAAGGUUGGAUCUGAAAUAAGUAAAUAAACAUUAAAGUAGCAAGCUAUUUUCUGUUGUCUUCUUUGCCUUUUUAGGCCGUUUAUGAUUCAACAUUUGCUCAUUCUAACCACAUUUUAAGCUAAGGAAAAAUAAUAUACCCUCUCUAAAAAAACCGGGGCUCAAAUAGAACGCAAGUUCAGAGUCCACCGGGUCAACUGGGCCAGCUUUGAAAUAAAUUUUGGGGUGAUAUAGAAUUGAAGAACAGAGCUCAAUCUUGUUUUCAAUAAUGACUUGCCUUGUUACAAACGCCAUCUUUAAAAUGAAGCUUCGGUCAGUCCUUUCCCACUUUCGAUGAGAAAUGUGUGUGCUGUUAAAUCGCCGCUGAAGGGCUAAAUCUUUGUAAAUAGAAAUGUAUAAUAAACAGGUAGACCCUUGGUAUAAACGUAGGACAAGAAUAUCGUUAGAAAAUUGGCUAACAUUAACAAGUAACAUGCCAUUCUACUUAAGCUUUAUGCACAGCGUCCGAGUAAAAAUUGUGAGGCGGUAGUUCUGCUUUUGUUAAGAUAUCUGUGGAUGCUUGAAAGAAAUCCUCUGAAACUCGUGGGUUCAUGGUCGGAGCCAUCUUUUUUUCCAACUCCAAAGGUGGUCGUUCAGAAGUUGUGGUGAAAGCUCCUGAAGAGAUGUUGGAGAACUAACUGCAAGCCAGCGUUUGACGUCUGAAUGAAAUUAUUGAAUAACUCGACGUCGUAAAAUGUUUUCCUCUUUGUAUUUGGAUUUUCUUGUUCUUCUACGAAUUUGAUCAGUUCCUCAUCUCUGAUCUCGACAAAGCAGCUUGUCUCCGUUUUAUAAUUAAUUUAAAACUUGACUUCGACUCGUGAAAACUGCGAAAGGAACAAACGACGGAAAACCAUAAGUGCUUGACAGCGCGGGAAAAUACUGUGAGCUGAUUGGUCAAAAAGGAUAUUACACAUGGGUAGAUAGAAAUGAUAUCACCACUAGCUAGACAGCGCAUUUAUCUUUUUGCUACCACUUGGUAGAACCGUUAUCUUCUAUUUAAUAAAAACGAUUAUGUAGUACUAUUAUGUGGAUCUUAGAGGGUGUUAUCUUCCUUACAAUCAGCCUCAUCCUGUAGUUGUUUCUGUGUUUGUUUAAGAAACCGACGAGCAUCGCGUGGGUUUUUUACUGCAUUGACUUAGUCUCAAGAAUCAUGAUUGUCGGGGACUGUUAGGUACAUUUUUUUUCCUACACCACCUGCAUACAUUCUCUAAAGUAAACGGGUGGGUCUUUUCCAUUUUUAGUGCGCGCUUUUUAGAUAAAGUAAAGACCAACAACACAGUUUUUAUUUCAAACUGAUGUUGGCGCAUUAGCAUGUUGAGGGCCGCGGAAUCUGAGGUAGAAUAUUUCAGGUUCUUUAGUUCAGCAUAAUAUAUAUUUUUCCAAUAAAAUUUACAGACGAAUGUAUGGUAAAUGAAAAAUACAAUCGUACAAGUUCGCGCGUAAAGCUAAAAGCUCUAUCCUAGUUUUUAAACUAAGUUUGAUAACCACCCGAAGGAAAUCUCCUUUCAACAAGCGAAAAUCGAUAUGUACAAACGAGCCAAUGAGUAAUUAAAAAAAAGUCAAAACUUUUAUGAAUUGACUUAAAUCUUUCAUUGCAUUUUUCAAUCUCCGAUCUUUUUAUCUAGCCUAUAAAAUUAGGUAUGUCUAUUUCUCCAGUGAGCAAUAAAGACCUUAUCAUUUACCUUAUUAUUUUUUCCGUUCAUACUUUUCCGUGACAAUUUUAUCUUUUAUGAAAAUUAUUGACACCGGUUCUAAUAGAAGCUAUAGACUUUGGUGUCUAUCAAAGGGGAAGUUAAACUUAAGCUUUGAUAAAGUUACGGUAAUAGGACCGUCGCGUGUGACGUACUCGACCAAGUAGCAUAAGAAAUUAUGAGUCAGGUUACCCUUGGACGGUAUGACACGAAAUCCUUUUACCAAUGAAUUGGGUCAAUAACAGAAGCACACACUAAUGUGAUAAAUGAUGGAAGCACAAGUUUCUUAUAACAUCUGUCUGUAGCUCGAUUUGUCCUAUUAUGAGACUUGAGUAACAGCAUUGUUGUUGCUGUUGCUGUGUGUUUUUUUAUGGAGAUUGUUCUACAGGAUGUAAAAUGUCUAAGAAAAAAUUGAUUCAUUUUUGUUCAGUUUUUUUUACAGACCGAAUAUGGGGUACUUGCUCUCUAAGUUAUUUUAAUUUGGACUGGUUAACAUGGACUAAGUAGAUUUAAAAAUCGUAUUGUUUGAGAAACAUUUGGUUGUUUAAUUUUCAUUUGGCUUUGCGACUGACUGAUUUGAAGCACCAUCUAAUUGGACUGCUAUGGAUAGCAGCUGACAACAAAUAAGAGAUAUUGAAAAACAAGACUGACUCAAGCAUUUAUAUUUGAUGCCAAUAAAAGAAUAAUAGGCUUGAAGCCUUACCAAUGCUAAUGUACCCAUAUUUAACACGAGGAAAGAAUGGAAUUCACCAUUUCCAUUUACACAUAGACCAUAAUGCACCUUGUGUCCUCCCCCAAGAAAACCAAACAAACAAAAAAACCAAACUUUGUCUGACCAUUGUUUUCGAUUUCUCCUGGGACGACUGUAAUACCCAGGAGAAUUAGAAACAAUAGCAUGCAAAAUUCUGGGGGGUAAACAAGGUGCAUUAUGGUCUAUGUGAAAGUAUAAAUACAUUAAGCGAAGUGUUGUCUUUUUUCAUGGAAAAUAAGGUGGCAAACGGUGCAUGAUACUGUAUAGCCCACUUUAACGGGAAAGGUUUUUUUUUUCUUUUUAAAAAAUCCAGUAUCUAUAAGCUGAAAGAUAAUAACGUGUAACUAAAAUUGAUCCCAUUUUCUACGUUUAUGACGAAAGCGUUGUAAUAAAACAAUUCAGAAAAAAGUGACAGUUAGUGUUGAUUCCCAGUAUAGCGUAAUUUUUCUGUGUGUACGUGCGUAAAAUUUACGUUCGCAAAUAAAAUAGAGGCAAUGCAUGAAAGGUCGCUCGUUAGCGUAAAAUUUGAACCUCGCUUAACUUCUCGUUUAAGGUCAGCACUUUUUAAUAUCGCUAUUCUCGACUGUGUUACUUCGUAAAAAUAGUGUUUUAAGUAUUUAGCUUUUGUGGGAACACGAAUUCUGCAUACUGAGUGGUAUGCGAAAACGUCUGCAAGAAACAUAAUAUUUCACUGACGUAUUUCUUCACUUCCAUUAAACUGAAGACGUCAAGUACUCUCGCUUUUAAAAAUCACGUGACUUUCUCCUUUUUGAAAUGACAGACGCAAGUAAGCGUUCUAUGAACAAUUUGAUAGAGGCUAUUUCAUGGAGGGUAUUAAAAUUAUCAUGUUUUUGAAAUGUGCAACAAAAGGCGAAGUCAAGGUUUCCUUAGCAUGCCUUCCAGUAUUGACAGGAAUGCAAAAAUAUGAUUUAAAACAAGGCUAGAAUAGACACAAAGAACACCUGGUAAUGACGAUAACAUGUCAAGAAAUGGGACGAGAAAAAAAUUAACUUGAACUUGACAAAUUUUUAUUGUCUUCCGGAGAAACAUCAAUAAACAAAAUAAGAACUGUGUCAGUUGCAGGUGUUACUCUGUAUUAUAAAAGUUCAAAUGAAUUAAUGUGUAGAUUAUAGUACUGAAGGAUAUAGCCCAAAAACGGCAGAAGAACUUUCGAUUCAACAGGCGCCUCAAUCUUGAACAGACGUGCGAAAAAAAAAGGAAAAUAACGGACAGCCAAGGUAACACUUUUUCCUUUCUGAAAUUUCUUUGCUUGAUGUUUUUCUCCAGAGGCUUUGCCAGUCUCUUUAUUCACAAGGCAGAAGGGCUUUUCAUAGAUUGAAAUUUUACAAGUGUUUCAAGGUUUUCUGAAAACCUUGUCCUAAUGUACUUAAGUUAACGAGAAGUACGUAUCUCUGGUAUCUCGCAAACCCUCGUGAAAGAAGUUACGUUGAAAACUGGUUGGGUGACCAGCCGGGAUUGAUCGAGUACCGAGCUGAAACCAGUCUUUGAUCUAUCGGUUGGGAAAGAACCAGGACUAAAGAACCAAUUCAAUGCGGGUUUGCCUCGGUGUGUGACAUGAAUUGGGAGGUGGAUUUCAGGAAAAAGCAAGGUUUAAAACGAAGUAACGAGCUUGAAUUAUUCAGUUGACUUGAGAAAUUAAGCUCUGGCUGCUAAACAAAUCAACUAUGAUGGAAUAAUCGAUUUCCUUCGGCUUUGCCAAAAUUCUGAUCUAACUCCUGCAUUUGCUAAGAUCCUCCGAACAGUUUGCCAGAAAUGUCAUCGGGAAAUCGGGAAAAACUGCGUAACAAAUCCAAGAAGAAUAUCACUCUAACGAAUCAACGGAAUCUACAGUAAAAUUCAUCAGAACAUCUCCUCUUCCCAUUACCCAUAUGUUGUUAACGAUGGCGUUGCUACGUAAAAAGACCUAUCAGAAAAUGGCAGAGGAAAACGCACAAAAAAAUGCACAGUUGCUGUGCGGGGAUAUUGAUGUGGAUGAACACAUACAGAACAUAUCAUAUCAUCGAGAUUAAACACUUCGAAAUCAAUGAAAAUAUUUUUCUUGUCUCAGUGCCGGUUUCACAAAUGCACCGUUAAGGUGGAUUUCGACUGUCGCGUAAUUUUUUACGCGCGUAUUGAAGUAUUAGAGACCUUUGGCAUCAGGCAAACCGCAAACCGCAAACCGAAGUUUGCAGUUACGCGUUGCCGAGAUUUCAAGUUUUAGCAAGGCGUUCAGUUCAGUUCAGUUCAGUUCAUUUUUAUUUACCCAAAAUAUAAUACAAUACAAGAAUACAUAUAGAAAUUGUAAGGUGGCAAGGGAGCCUAGAAGAAACCAGAAGGCUUAUGAAGCCUGGGCUCCCCAGUCUCAAAGAAAUAAGCAAAAUAAAAUGAAAUUCGCGGAGUGAUACGUUGAAAAUAGGAACUAAACAGAGACUGAUGAGUUAAGUUAUGAAUUCAGUAACAAGAUAGAAAAAAAAUUUCAACUCUGGAUUGGAACAGAAUACUUUCUUUUGUUAGUACGGCAGAAAGGAAUAUAACAUCGAUUUGAACUACGCGUUCAUUGUUUAGGGCCGCCAUGUUGUUUUCAUCAAGUCGAAGUGCAUCACUUUAAUCGCCCAAAAAUCAGCAAUAAUUCAUUGAUUCGAGAUCAAAAAUCCAACAAACACAUCGCAAACGGAUAUAAAAAGCUAGUUCAUACCUUUAAACGCGAGGCUGUACAAUUUUUUGUCGCAAAAACCUUGCCGUAAAUGUAUGGCUCUUAGAGUUUAUAGCACUCCUUACUACUUUAACUUACUGUAUUUGUUUCUUAUUUUGGCAUCCUCGUCCUUUCUACAUUAGAAUAUGCUUUAUUUAUCCGGCGGCUGAAUUUGUGUUUGUAUAUAUUGCGUCUAUAGUGGUUUAUUGGCCAACUUUCAGCUUGAUGUUCUUAAUACACUUGUCCCUAUAUGCGGGUGUUUACCGUACCCUUAAAUCUGAAUCUGAAGGAAAUACAUUAAACUACUCGCGAUCUGAUCAUGCAUGAUUCCGCUUAACGCCGGCGAGGAAAAACCACCCCUACCACCCCUACCACUUACAAACCUUCUCAGUUAUAGGUCCAUUUCCUGGAUAUAAGCUGUAAGCUAGUUAUAGGCUAUCUCCCGAAAUACAAGUCCCCCCGGAUAUAGGCCCCACUCUAGUACUGAAACAAGACGCUACGGAGCGUACACUUCGGCGUCGUGGUUGUGGAACUAAUUAUUUGUAAAUGCGGAGGAAUAGUAAGAAAUCAAAUAUGGUGAGAGUAAGGUGUUAAUUUGUGAAAUUAUGGGAUCUGUCAGGAUAUUCUGAAAAGAGCAACAUCCAAGAGACCUACUUGCCAAAAACUAGCAUUUCGGGACAAAUUGUCUCCGAGAAAUUAGCCCAGUAAUGCUGUGAUGAUUCCAUACAAAUCCUUCUAAUAAAACAAUUCUCUAUUUUCUUAGUCACAUCAGGCUUCAAAAACAGCAUAGCAGUCUCAUGUACUGAUUAACCCAUUCGCUCCUGGAGAUUUUGCCGAAAAACGCGUUUUGAAGCUAGUCGAGUGGUUUUCUGGUCACUGUCGUGCUAUAAAGAGCUAAAACUUACCACAAACCGGUUUACAGGUCGUACACUUGGCGGCCUUCUGAUCCAGAUGCAAAAUAUCAGCUUGCGAAGUUCGGGCAUGCGCAAAAAGUGACACAGCAGUCUUGACUUUUACUUUUCGCUUUCUCUCCUCCCUUCUUUUUUCGCUUUUCUUGCCUCAUUUUUAUUUCUCUUGCUGGGCAUUUAGUAGGCUUCAUUUUGGUGGGAAGAGUUUUUAGGAAAGCUUUUAGGAUCUUAGGAUUAGGUGAAAGGAAAGGUAGGUGGGUAAUGGUACAAGAUUUUCAUGAGGAUUUUCAGGUCCUUGUCACGUGGUUUUAUACUUCUUUCUCCGGUGUCCUUGACUGAAUUGUGCUCAUUCUGGUAUGGUUUAAAAGAUCUCUUCACUCUGCACAAGUUAGCGAAGAAAGUUGUCCUUGACCGUUACAACUGAUGACGUCACAAAGGGUAGAAAGGACCUGGAUCCGCACGGGCGGUUACGGGCGGUUCAGGGACGAAUGGGUUAAAGAUAUGUAAGGCAUGGGUAAGGAGUCAAUUACGUUGAGCAUGGAAUUGGCUAAAACUCAAAGUCACGAGUUCGAAUGUUUUGAGGAUAAUUAUUCACUGACUAUCAGCACGCAGGGAUGUCGGAUUCACACAAGGAAGUUUAACACCAAAGGAACAUAGCCUUUACAGAGCUUUAAAACACAGCAUCCACCAACAAAAACUUGACUUGAACUUUGAGUAAAACUAAACAGCCUCUACCAAUAAUAACAAACUCUGACUUGAACUUCAGAUAUCUUACGGCUUCCGCGAACUUGUAAACACAAUACCUGAAAAUCGAUCUUCGUCACACUUGACUAAACACAGCAGUCCAGCUCGUGGGAAAAAACUUAGUUCUUCAAAAGAACUCGCUUGGAACUUGUAUACCGUUUGACGUAAGGUUCUAGAAAAUACUUAACAGCAGGCGAAUAGUAGUAGCUUUUCGACAUAUUUUAUGAUUUCAGUAACUGAUGCAAAUCUGCUGACUCAUGCUGAAAUGUAAACAUGCCCUAAUUAAUUAUUCAUGGCUAAUCUAAAAACGUAGAGAACGUUCGAGAAAGUUACGCAACGCAUGAAAGCAAUUUUACUACGUAACACUCAACAAAGACAAAAUGUCUUUGUGCAGCAUUUUCUAACUUUAAAUUCAUCAUAAAACAGUUCUAAAGGAGGGCUCACUCGUGAAAUGUUUUUCAACACUCGAGGAGAAAUUUCGUGUCUCUGCGCGGCCACGAAAUAUCCUAUAUUUAUUCCUCGAGUAAUUAAAGACUAAACUCGAAGUGAUCUCAAGAUAUCACGAAGUAGUCCGGUCUCAUUUCGUGAAAUAGUUGAAACAAGCCGAAAAGUCACGAACUUGCACGCCCAAUCUUGUACCGAAACUAGUGCAUCAUUUCAUAACUAUUUUUCAUAUCCCAACCUACCUUGGGUCGCAGUAGCGCAAUUGGUUAAUCCCUCAACUUAGAGUCUCCUCUGAUCUGACGGGUCACACAGGUGAGUCGGUUCAAACCCCGGGAAAGCCAAAAUAAUAAUUUUUUCUUCCUCGAAAAAGUUAAAGAAUAAAUCAAAGAAAUCGAAGUGAUCUGGAGAUAUCUCGAAUUAAUUCGGCUCUCACUUCGUCAAGUAGCCGAAUAAAACCGAAAACCUACAGACUUUGCAUUCCCAAUCUUGUCAAAAAAUUGUAACUUUGAUACAUUCCUGAGCGUCGCGAAACCUUUACUUCGCGCUCCGCCGAAGUAAUAAAUCCGAUUUAUCAUGACGUUCUGAAGCUUAAUGAAAAACCUGUACGCGCCAAACGUAAUUUAAUCAGUACUGCCAAAGCUUGUUUCGAAGUGCUUUUUAAAAUUUCGGGUGUAAGCCCCUUCGGAUAUAAGCCCUCCCGUUUAAGGCCCUCACGAAGAAGAUGUAGAAGCCCAGGGCCUAUGAGCCGAGAGCAGUUAACGGUAUUCUAUUGUGGCUGUAUUAGUUCUCUUCCUGGGUGAUAACAAAAUAACUCUCAGUUAAACAAAAUUCGCUUUGUUCUUACUAGUUUGAAGUUAAUUAUUGAUUAGUGAGCGUAACUACAUUUCCAUUUUACCGUUAAAUAUGUCGGCUUGACACUGUUGAUAUCACUUAUACAUGGCUUUAAUCACAUGGAGACAAAUAUUAACUACAUGAACUGCGGUUCUUUGCUUUUCAUUCGCAUCUCCGGAGCUUCUUUCACACGAUCAUCUAAUUAUUUUGCAGUGUGAAGAAAAUUUAGAACUUUACUUGUUUAAUAUAUUCUAAUUUUUGGCAGCGAAAAGAAUAAUAAUAAUAAAAAGCAACAUGAAUGCGAUUAUAAUCACUGAUCAGCUCAGCUUGCUAGCAGAUUGCAUUCUUUCGGUAAUGAUUAAUUGAAUGCAGAGAACAAGCAUCCUAUCAUGAAGGUUUGCGUCAUGUAAUAUCUAGAAAUUAAAUUAUUUAAAAAUUUUACCAGAUGUGUUUUUUCCUUCAGAGCAGACGACUACUUGACGAAAGAGAAGAGAUCUUCUGAGUUUGUAGUUUCGCGGAUGAGCAUGGAACCUACAGGUAAUUACAGGUUUAUACCCUUAUAAUUAUCCAAGUAGAAUACAGAUAGUUUCCUUACACUAGAAAGCUUAUUCCCUCAGUAACCUUCUUUACAGAGGAUACACUCAAGAGCCUUAUCGAAAACCUGAAACCAGUUAAAGCAGUUAAACGCUGACUGGCCUUAGUCAAAAUAUAACAAAAUUUCUUAUAUUCAUUUUGUAAAACGACGCAUAAUGGAUAGCACCAUGCCAUGUGAAAGUACAGCCAAAGAGGUUUCAUUGAAUGAUGUUCACGCCACAGGAUUUAGUCCACAGUGUCAAAAGUUACCUUACGAGACUCCAUCACUUUGACUAAUUGGUAGCUGUCAUAGGUGUGAAAUAAACUUCUGUCAUACGACUGAAUAGGUACAAAGGAGAAUAAUGGCUCCUAUUAUUCGCUUUUGCAGGCCCGUAGCAAGCCUUUAGAAACUUGGGGGGGGGGGAGGGCAGAAAGAUUUUAGGUAGCUCAUUGUGUUUGAAAAGCAGAGGGUUUUCGGUCCGGAGGACCCAUUGAACUGGUCUUUGUAUCUUACAACCAGAAAAUGUUUCACCUAGCUGCAGAGACAUAAUUGUUUGGCAAUGCCCUGGGAGAUGAUUUUUUAUAUUCAACUUUUAAGCGCGCAUGUUUUGACCUUUUGGGGCAUAUAAACUAGAGGGGGGGGGGGGGGCACGGGUUCAAUGCCCUGGGAGAUGAUUUUUUAUAUUCAACUUUUAAGCGUGCAUAUUUUGACUUUUUGGGGCAUAUAAACUAAGGGGCGGGCACGGGUCCCCCGGUACCUCCUCAUGCUACGGCCCUGCUCUUGAUACAUAUCGCCUCAACCCUUUUACUCUUAGAGUGAAAGUACUUAAUUAUCUUCUCCCGUUGAGGGGCUACUUACGGAUAAUGAAACAUAAUUAGGUCACUGAAACAUAAAAGGAAUCCCAGCUGGUACAUUGGCUAUUUUACAAACGUGGCGGAGGAUGUAAACUUCGAACAACGGAGAACAAAUCCAGCUGGCGGUCAGGGCGAGAUUCAGUUGCACUCGGGGCCCCUGGAUUCCAAAUUCAGCGUUCUAACCACUCUUUAUUGGGUCGUUCUGAAUGAUAUUGGAAAUUUUUGUGGAAUUGUUGCUUUGGUCACGUCAGGGAGUUUUGGUUACACGGUUACACAAUUAGGGGGUAAUACGGUAUUUAGAUUUUUCCAAGGCCAAAAGCGAAGCUCUCGUGGGAUCUUUUAAGAAAUGUUUUUCUCCAGUAAUUCAACUUUUGCCAUAAACAAGAAGUUAACUGAACUCCUCCUGAAAAAAAUGGACCUGAGCUUGUGGUCAAUUGAAAACAUAACUGGUCAGCGGAGAACUAUAGGAAAUCACGUCCCCUCAAUGAGGUGUUCACUAGAGCCCGCGAUACAGUCAUAUGACAAUGGACAGCGGUUACCUUUUUAGACAGCUGUCAAUAGGCCUUCUGCAAGGUUUAUGACAUAUCACAAGAAUCUGUUAUUCAGUUGUCUUCCAAUGGUAAUAGCCUGAUUUAGCAACAGAGCGGGAACGUCAGUUGACGACGGUGCGCGCAAAUCAAACAACUCGUUUGACCAAUGGCAGAGCGGCAAAAGGGGCACCGGAAGUCGAGUUUAGUCCUUUCCGCGCGCUUUCCCGUAGUCAAAUGACGUUCCCGUUCUGUUGCUAAAUCAGCCUAAUACUUAGAUUCCCCCCCCCACCCCCCACUUCUUGAGCAUUAUUAGGGUACGUUCGAUUGUUCGUAUUUCGGAAUACGAAUAAGCUAAAGCUUUGUUACAAACCUCUUGCACCAUACUUCUUGGACUACUGAAAGCUACAUUACAUCGAAAUAUUUUAUUUCAGCACAUUUCUAGAUGUUGCAUUGCAAUGAAUGGCAAAACAAAUACGGUCAAUAGAUCAUACCCUUAGUAAGUACUGUUUAGGAAAAACACUUUUAGGUUGAUAUGCCAAUCUCACCUCUAAUCAAGUAGUAUGGCUUCUAAUAAUACUCUUUUCUUCACAGAAUCGGUGUUUCCUAACAUUACCAACAACGCCACGGAACCUGGCAGUGGAGGUUCGUAUUCCAUACCUCCAAACAUUCAAAUCGGAGUCACCAUAUUUGCAGUAUUGAUUUUUAUCUUUGCGCUGAUCGGUAACAUUGUGGUAAUUUACAUUGUCUGCACGGUAAACCACAUGCGCAGCUCAACCAACACCCUCAUCGCCAACAUGGCCGUUGCUGAUCUGUUGAUGACCAUAGACAUACCGUACAUACUUAAAUUUUUCUACGUCCGCGAUAAAUGGUUUGGAACCUUCAUGGGCACCGUUUUAUGCAAGUUUUUUCACUCUGCUCAAGUGGGAUCUCUAAUAGCCUCCGUGUUUAGUUUAGUGGCAAUUUCUCUGGAUCGAAGUUUUGCUAUCUUGUUUCCUAUGAAGACGGUUAUGACUAGGAACGUUGUACGUUUCGCGAUCGCCAUGGUCUGGCUGGGAGCGCUGGCUUUCUCACUUCCAGUCAUGGUGGUAUCUAAAACUGCACAAUUGGAAGGCACGAAUUUUUUGAGUUGCGCAGAGUUUUGGGCGCCCACGUCGGCAAACACUUUCUUCCUAGUUCUAAUUAUAGGUGGGUACAUCAUUCCACUGAUAAUCAUCGCCUUUGUCUACAGUCUAGCAGGGAUACGUCUCUGGAGUAGACAACUUCCUGGCCAUAGGAAUUUGGUCUCAAACAAAAAAGCACAGUCGUCCAGCAGGCGUGCAACAGCUAUGUUGAUAACUGUAGUUAUUGUCUUCGCCCUGUCUUGGCUGCCUUUUCAAGCUUUGGAGAUGCUUCGUCAGUACAACAGACCACUGUUUGAUUCACUUCCGAUUGAGUUACUGUACACCACACCUUGGUUUGGUUACGCUAACAGUGCUAUUAACCCAAUCCUUUAUGUGAUAUUCUCUGAGAAUUAUCGUCAGGAGUUUUACCGCAUUCUGUGUCGAGGUCCAACCAGGAAGGACCGCUACAGAAGGACAAUCAUAAGCCGAAGUACCACUACUAGAUCAACUCGUCUGUCACGUGCAAGCUCAUUGGCUGUAAGCAUUCCGCUUCAAAAGCUUAGAGAGGAAGCGAAUUAUAGACGACAAGGCCCUGAGUCACCCUAAUAUAGUGCCGCAAUAUUCUGACCCCAAGGCAUGAGAACUUGAUAAGCUUUGUAACAUCUUGACCAAGACUCAAAAAGAAUCGUGACACCAGUAAUUUCAGACUCCUAUUGUCACUUGAAAGAACAAUUUUCCAGAACGCUCAACUUUUCGUUCAACUUUUCGCUCACUAAGCAAGUCUGUAGCGCUGCUUUGCGCUGCAUUUAAAAAAGACAAGCGCCCAAACGACGCCUAACAUUAGGGCGGAUCAAGAAAAUGUUGGUAAGGGGUUCCAGUUAGUGCACACGGUUGGAGCCAACACUUUACACCCUUGCACUCGUUAUGUAUUAUUCUCUACUUUGAAUGACUUUGCUGUCAUGACACGUUUCCACAGUACAUGUGACAACAGCGAAAACGCCACCAAAAAGUAAGUUCGUGUUCUUUCAAACCUCAUCGCAAUUAUUCCAACUUGUUCACCUCGUCUAAUGUAGGCGAAUUCUCCUGGAUUUGAAUUCGUAACAACCUCAUCCCAGUACCGGUUCCCAGAGGAGAGAGGAGUUAUCGUACUUUGUUCACGUCCUCCAUGAAAAGAUGUCACUACAGCGACGGCAACGAGACGUCAAAUCACGCCCUGAAUCACCCUGAAAUCGUGCCGCAAUAUCCUGACGCCAAGACAUGAUAACGUGAUUUAGCAGCCUGCCACAAGACCCAAGCUUUGUAACAUCUUGACCAAGAUACAAAAGGCACCAGUCGUUUCAAGAGGCUGUAACUCAGGCUGUCACUAAGUAAAUCUGUAGCGCUGCAUUUAAUUUUCUUUUCGCUUUUUUAAAGCCAGUUUUUCGUCGUCGUCGUCGUCGUCCUUGCUUGAGGUUAUGUUUACGGGACCAUUGGCAAGGAAGAUUUUGUAUCUCAACACAAAGUUCCAACACUAUUGCCUUGUUAUAGGAAAACAUUUAUCUCAUGUUGUGCGGUGGCAAAUACGAACAAGACGAACAAGAGUCCCAAGGUAGAAAGACAUUUUCUAUUUAAACUACUGAAAACCAAGUGGACGAAGGUUGUCUAACUGAAUGAAGGUUUCCCAUCAGAUCCAUUAGACCUAUUAGGCUACGACACACCGAUGACGUCACUAAAACUUUUUUAUGUUUUGUCCAACACAAUUUUACGUCAUCUGUAAUGUGUUACUGAACAAACACACGGCAAUAUUGAAUCUAUUUGCUGAAUAGGUGACAAUUUUCCGUGGCCUUGCUAGAAAAUAGCAAAUGGAAAUUUUUUGUCGAUUUCUUAAAUAGACCACUGAACGAAAUCCACACUGCAACGCAUGCGCAAUAGGUAACAAGGGGUGCGCACCAUUUACACAAUCCACCCGAGUGGAAAUCUUGUACAUAAACAGUAUAAAAUUUUACAUGUUGGGAGAACGACCCGCUACAAGGUACAUCCAAAUCAGCUGAACAGACUAAAACUAAGAGGGGGAAAAUAAAUUCGCCUUAAAUCACAGCCCAUAUUUUCUGAAGCUUCCCAAACGGAAUGGCGCGAACCAUUUGAUUUUCAAACCGGAAUUUCCGGUUUUCCCACGUACACGGUAAGUACCCCAGCAUUCAGUUCGAAUUCAGUUUUCCGAUCCGUAACAGCAAUCUGAGGAACAGCAGCGGUUAAGUAAGAACAGAAUCAAAUCGGUAUUGUGGUCAAGUAAUGUAAAUGUGAGAGCUUUAGUGAUGCAUUAAUGUUGUUUAGUUUAAGAAAGUUUUUCACGGAAGGUAUCUAAUCUCUUUGUGGCAGUAGGAUUGACGAGAUAAACAGACGCAAAAAGCAAAAAAGUGGUCAGUUUUGAAAGCUUAAAUUUUAUUUGAUUUAUUAAGACUAUGUAGGUGUAAACAGAGAUUAGAAAUAGAAUUAAAGAUUGAUGUUGAAUGAAUGUAAUGGAAGAUAAUAAAUACGUGGUACGAUUGACAAAAGACGUAAUCUAUUAUUGACAACUUCUCCCUGGAGAGUUUCCAUAGGAAACUGGGAGGGACGCCCCUCCUGUUAUUUUCUAGGGGCGGGGGUGGGGAGCGGCGGCGAGGACAUGAUAUACGUGGGCUCGAUUACUAGCCAUUGUUCGGCAAAUGAACCCGCGCUACCAGAAACCGGACCCACGACAGUGGCGGAAAUCGAACCUAGAUUCUACGAAGAAAGUGGAGUGUAGAAAUAACCAAUUUUUUUUGUAGAUGCACAUCCAUGGCCAGUUAUAUGCACCAGCCAACGAGCAAGCUCUUCCCCAGUUCGAGUUGCAAGUGAAGCAAGCCGCAAGACAACGCGCGAGCGAGCGACCCCAUUCAGCCCUUCACACUUGAUCUGCCGUCUCAGUUUUGAGUGCCUUGUGACUUCUCAUCCCCCAUAUGGGGAGUUUGUUCGCAGGGUUUGUGUGCACUUGCUGCCUGCCACGAAAGUGCCAUUAACUUUGUCUUAUUAUUUCAAACCCCAAAAAACACGAACUACGAAAAUAUUUUUUUUUUUCCGUUCACGGGGAAAAAAAAAGGCAAGUUAAUACUGGCAUUCAAGAAUUUAGUAAAUACGAUUUGGCUCCUCUGUUACUUGAUUUAAUAUUUUAAAUUAUUGCUUUAAAACAUACAUACUAUCAAAAAGUUGGAUUUGAAAUAAGUAAAUAAAUAUUAAAGCAGCAAGCUAUUUUCUGUUGUCUUCUUUGCCUUUUUUUAGGCCGUUUAUGAUUCAACAUUUGUUCAUUCUAACCACAUUUUAAGCUAAGGAAAAAUAAUAUACCUUCUCUAAAAAAAAACGGGGCUCAAAUAGAACGCAAGUUCAGAGUCCACCGGGUCAACUGGGCCAGCUUUGAAAUAAAUUUUGGGGUGAUACAGAAUUGAAGAACAGAGCUCAAUCUUGUUUUCAAUGAUGGCUUGCCUUGUUACAAACGCGAUCUUUAAAAUGAAGCUUCGGCCAGUCCUUUCCCACUUUCGAUGAAAAAUGUGUGUGCUGUUAAAUCGCCGCUGAAGGGCUAAAUCUUUGUAAAUAGAAAUGUAUAAUAAACAGGUAGACCCUUGGUAUAAACGUAGGACAAGAAUAUCGUAAGAAAAUUGGCUAACAUUAACAAGUAACAUGCCAUUCUACUUAAGCUUUAAGCACAGCGUCCGAGUAAAAAUUGUGAGGCGGUAGUUCUGCUUUUGUUAAGAUAUCUGUGGAUGCUUGAAAGAAAUCCUCUGAAACUCGUGGGUUCACAUGGUCGGAGCCAUCUUUUUUUCCAACUCCAAAGGUGGUCGUUCAGAAGUUGGGGUGAAGAGAUGUUGGAGAACUAACUGCAAGCCAGCGUUUGAUGUCUGAAUGAAAUUAUUGAAUAACUCAACGUCGUACACAGUUUUCCUCUUUGUAUUCGGAUUUUCUUGUUCUUCUACGAAUUUGAUCACUUCCUCUUCUCUGAUCCCGACAAACCAGCUUGUCCCCAUUUUAUAAAUAAUUUAAAACUUAACUUCGACUCGUGAAAACUGCGAAAGGAACAAACAACGAAAAACCACAAGUGCUUGACAGCACGGGAAAAUACUGUGAGCUGAUUGGCCAAAAAGGAUAUUACACACGCGUAGAUAGAAAUGAUAUCACCACUAGCUAGAUAGCGCAUUUAUCUUUUUGCUACCACUUGGUAUAACCGUUAUCAUUUAUUUAAUAAAAGCGAUUAUGUAGUACUAUUAUGUGGAUCUUAGAGGGUGUUAUAUUCCUCACACUCAGCCUCAUCCUGUGGUUGUUUCAGUUGUUUGUUUAAGAAACCGACGAGCAUCGCGUGGGUUUUUUACUGCAUUGACUUAGUCUCAAGAAUAAUUGUCGGGGACUGUUAGGUACAUUUUUUUUCCUACACCACCUGCAUGCAUUCUCUAAAGUAAACGGGUGGGUCUUUUCCACUAUUAGUGCGCGCGUUUUAGAUCAAGUAAAGACCAACAACACAGUUUUUAUUUCAAACUGACGUUGGUGCAUUAGCAUGUUGAGGGCCGCGGAAUUUGAGGUAGAAUAUUCCAGGUUCUUUAGUUCAGCAUAAUAUAUAUUUUUCCGAUAAAAUUUACAGACGAAUGUAUGGUAAAUGAAAAAUACAAUCGUACUAUAGUUCGCGCGUAAGUUAAAUUGGUCUCCCCAAUAUCUAUAAAGCUCUAUCCUAGUUUGUAAACUAAGUUUGAUAACCACCCUAAGGAAAUCUCCUUUCAACAAGCGAAAAUCGAUAUGUAAAAACGAGCCAAUGAGUAAUUCAAAAAAAGUCAAAACUUUUAUGAAUUGACUUUAAUCUUUCGUUGCAUUUUUCAAUCUCUGAUCUUUUUGUCUACCCUAUAAAAUUAGGUAUGUCUAUUUCUCCAAUGAGCUAUAAAGGCCUUAUCAUUUACCUUAUUAUUUUUUCAGUUCAUACUUUUCCGUGACAAUUUUAUCUUUUAUGAAAAUCAUUGACAGUCUAUCAAAGGGGAAGUUAAACUUAAGCUUUGAUAAAGUUACGGUAAUAGUACCGUGUGACGUACUCGACCAAUUAGAAAUUAUGAGUCAGGUUACCCUUGGACGGUAUGACACGAAAUCCUUUUACCAAUGAAUUGGGUCAAUAACAGAAGCACACACUAAUGUGAUAAAUGAUGGAAGCACAAGUUUCUUAUAACAUCUAUCUGUAGCUCGAUUUGUCGUAUUAUGAGACUUGAGUAACAGCAUUGUUGUUGCUGUUGCUGUGUGUUUUUUUAUGGAGAUUGUUCUACAGGAUGUAAAAUGUCUAAGAAAAAAUUGAUUCAUUUUUGUUGAGUCUUUUUUUACAGACCGAAUCUGGGGUACUUGCUCUCUAAGUUAUUUUAAUUUGGACUGGUUAACAUGGACUAAGUAGGUUUAAAAAUCGUAUUGUCUAAGCAACAUUUGGUUGUUUAAUUUUCACUUGGCUUUGCGACUGACUGUUUUGAAGCACCAUCUAAUUGGACUGCUAUGGAUAGCAGCUAACAACAAAUAAGAGAUAUUGAAAAACAAGAGUGACUCAAGCAUUUAUAUUUGAUGCCAAUAAAAGAAUAAUAGGCUUGAAGCCUUACCAAUGCUAAUGUACCCAUAUUUAACACGAGGAAAGAAUGGAAUUCACCAUUUCCAUGUACACAUAGACCAUAAUGCACCUUGUUUCCUCCCCCAAGAAAACCAAACAAACAAAAAAACCAAACUUUGUCUGACCAUUGUUUUCGAUUUCUCCUGGGACGACUGUAAUACCCAGGAGAAUUAGAAACAUUAGCAUGCAAAAUUCUGGGGGGUAAACAAGGUGCGUUAUGGUCUAUGUGAAAGUAUAAAUACAUUAAGCAAAGUGUUGUCUUUUUUCAUGGAAAAUAAGGUGGCAAACGGUGCAUGAUACUGUAUAGCCCAGUUUAACGGGAAAGGUUUUUUUUUCUUUUUUAAAAAAUCCAGUAUCUAUAAGCUGAAAGAUAAUAACGUGUAACUAAAAUUGAUCCCAUUUUCUACGUUUAUGACGAAAGAGUUGUAAUAAAACAAUUCAGAAAAAAGUGACAGUUAGGGUUGAUUCCCAGUAUAGCGUAAUUUUUCUGUGCGUACGUGCGUAAAAUUUACGUUCGCAAAUAAAAUAGAGGCAAUGCAUGAAAGGUCGCUCGUUAGCGUAAAAUUUGAACCUCGCUUAACUUCUCGUUUAAGGUCAGCACUUUUUAAUAUCGCUAUUCUCGACUGUGUUACUUCGUAAAAAUAGUGUUUUAAGUAUUUAGUUUUUGUGGGAACACAAAUUCUGCAUACUGAGUGGUAUGCGAAAACGUUUGCAAGAAACAUAAUAUUUCACUAACGUAUUUCUUCACUUCCAUUAAACUGAAGACGUUGUACUGUCGCAAUUUGUAAUAAUCAUCGCACUUUGUAAUACCUGUCGCGAUUUGUAAUAAAUCCAUCGCACUUUGUAAUACCUGUCGCAAUUUGUAAUAAACCGUGUCGCACUUUGUAAUAAAAAAGCUGUCGCAAUUUGUAAUAACAGUCCAUCGCACUUUGUAAUAAACUAAGCUGUCGCAAUUUGUAAUAAUUCCAUCGCACUUUGUAAUAAUUUUUUGAGAGUGAUUCAACUUACUUCGUCAACAUUAAUAUAAUGCCAAAAUAUGCAUGGUACUUCAUAAACAAAGAUGAUGACGUCUGCUAGCAUGUAACAUGUCCGUAACAUUUUCUUUGGUCAAACAUUCAUUUCUUCCGCUAUAAAUUUUUCUGCCUUGAUUAAUCACGUGACUAACUAGAAACGCUUUUUUAUGAAAGACAUGAAACUUCCUGUGACAUAUCACCAAAAAGAUAUGAAUCACGUUUAAAUUCAAAAAUAUUUAAAUAAGAAAGGCAACAUUUAACAACAGAAAAUUCAUGAAUAACCUGGCAUUCGUCGUCCAAAUCCAUGCUUGCUUGCCACGUGACACGUGAAGUCUUCGGCGGUUGUGGGGGGGUAAUCCCAUAUAUGGAUGGGCUAGAUAGGUAAGUACCGCCUGAUAGGGUAUGGUUUUUGAGGAUCUCGAGCCUUUAAUAGGGAAUCAUUUUUUGUGUUGUUGGCCUUGUGUCUUUGGUUUGAUCCUUAGAUAGGGUCAGGGAUAGGGUAACUCAAGUAGUAAUGGAUGGUUUAUUCCAUCCUUUCCAUUUUGCAGAAAAACAGUUAUCCAGAACACGCUCGGGAGAAUUGCAAGGUCUUACGAGUUGUAUAUACGCAGGGAAGGAUAAUUUUUUACCAUCCCCAUGGUAUUUGCUUUAGAGCACUCCUUACAGAAAACAAUAGUUUUAAGAUGAAAUGAGUACUCCUUUUGUUCCUAUAUGGGACCAAAUCAAGUGAGAAUAAUGGACCAAAUGCCCAGCCGGCUCAGUGUAAGACCCCAAGUGAGUGUUAUGAAAACAGGUACAUACGAAGGUAUUGGCCAGCGACUACUUGGAUUUUGUGUUCAGGUUUCUGUUGUGGUUCGAAGGUUUGCCACUGGUGACGUUUUUUUUUAUUUGCAGUAAACAUUUUGAAUCUUUCCAGGCCUCGUUUGAUUUAGUUGGCCAAAAUAUGGAAGCCACUAUUAAUUCUUUAAGAUUGCUCGUUAGACAAGAACGGUGUACCACGUGAUGUGUCAACCUGUUAUAAGAUCUAACAAGGAAAACUUGAACUCUCCUGGUGUCCUUAUUCGAAUGAUGUAGGAUGGAUGUUACGAUUAGCGGAAAUUAACCGCUUUUUAAUAAUGGCUUGUUUGUGUCUAGUGUGUCUAGCUCUGUCUAGAUCCUCUACUCUGGCAAUGCUCUGUCCAGAGACACAUCCCCGUAUUGGCCAUAUAAGGAAGUACACCGGCCGGGUAACCAUUGAAUGCAAGCCACCUAGUACAAUAGCAAGGUUCAAGAAUACAGCAUUUCGUAAGUCAGAUAACUAAUCAACAUUAAUCUAAAAAAAAUGUUUAGGACUGUGAAUAAAGUUAAAUGUUUGAAUGAGCGGAGAUGUUACGUGCUAGCAGACGUCACCUCCAUCUUUGUUUAUGAAGUACCAUGCAUAUCUUGGCGUUAUAUUAAUGUUGACGAAGUAAGUUUAAUUACUCUCAAAAAGUUAUUACAAAGUGCGAUGGGACUAUUACAAAUUGCGACAGCUUAGUUUAUUAGAAAGUACGAUGGACAGUUGUUACAAAUUGCGACAGCUUUUUUAUUACAAAGUGCGACACGGUUUAUUACAAAUUGCGACAGGUAUUACAAAGUGCGAUGAUUAUUACAAAUUGCGACAGUACAGACGUCAAGUACUCUCGCUUUUAAAAAUCACGUGACUUUCUCCUUUUUGAAAUGACAGACGCAAGUAAGCGUUCUAUGAACAAUUUGAUAGAGGCUAUUUCAUGGAGGGUAUUAAAAUUAUCAUGUUUUUGAAAUGUGCAACAAAAGGCGAAGUCAAGGUUUCCCUAGCAUGCCUUCCAGUAUUGACAGGAAUGCAAAAAUAUGAUUUAAAACAAGGCUGGGGGCGGAAUAGACACCAAGAACACCUGGUAUUGACGAUAACAUGUCAAGAAAUGGGACGAGAAAAAAAUUAACUUGAACUUGACAAAUUUUUAUUGUCUUCCGGAGAAACAUCAAUAAACAAAAUAAGAACUGUGUCAGUUGCAGGUGUUACUCUGUAUUAUAAAAGUUCAAAUGAAUUAAUAUGUAGAUUAUAGUACUGAAGGAUAUAGCCCAAAAACGGCAGAAGAACUUUCGAUUCAACAGGCGCCUCGACCUUGAAAAGACGUGCGAAAAAAAAAGGAAAAUAACGGACAGCCAAGGUAACACUUUUUCCUUUCUGAAAUUUCUUUGCUUGAUGUUUUUCUCCAGAGGCUUUGCCAGUCUCUUUAUUCACAAGGCAGAAGGGCUUUUCAUAGAUUGAAAUUUUACAAGUGUUUCAAGGUUUUCUGAAAACCUUGUCCUAAUGUACUUAAGUUAACUAGAAGUACGUAUCUCUGGUAUCUCGCAAACCCUCGUUAAAGAAGUUAGGUUGAAAACUGGUUGGGUGACCAGCCGGGAUUGAUCGAGUACCGAGCUGAAACCAGUCUUUGAUCUAUCGGUUGGGAAAGAACCAGGACUGAAGAACCAAUUCAAUGCGGGUUUGCCUCGGUGUGUGACAUGAAUUGAGAAGUGGAUUUCAGGAAAAAGCAAGGUUUAAAACCAAGUAACGAGCUUGAAUUAUUCAGUUGACUUGAGAAAUUAAGCUCUGGCUGCUAAACAAAUCAACUAUGAUGGAAUCAUUGAUUUCCUUCGGCUUUGCCAAAAUUCUGAUCUAACUCCUGCAUUUGCUAAGAUCCUCCGAACAGUUUGCCAGAAAUGUCAUCGGGAAAUCGGGAACAACUGCGUAACAAAUCCAAGAAGAAUAUCACUCUAACGAAUCAACGGAAUCUACAGUAAAAUUCAUCAGAACAUCUCCUCUUCCCAUUACCCAUAUGUUGUUAACGAUGGCGUUGCUACGUAAAAAGACCUAUCAGAAAAUGGCAGAGGAAAACGCACAAAAAAAUGCACAGUUGCUGUGCAGGGAUAUCGACGUGGAUGAACAAGUACAGAACAUAUCAUAUCAUCGAGAUUAAACACUUCGAAAUCAAUGAAAAUAAUUUUCUUGUCUCAGUGCCAGUUUCACAAAUGCACCGUUAAGGUGGAUUUCCACUGUCGCGUAAUUUUUUACGCGCGUAUUGAAGUAUUAGAGACCUUUGGCAUCAGGCAAACCGCAAACCGCAAACCGCAGUUUGCAGUUACGCGUUUGCAGUUUCGCGUUGCCGAGAUUUCAAGUUUUAGCAAGGCGUUCAGUUCAGUUAAUUUUUAUUUAGCCAAAAUAUAAUACAAUACAAGAAUACAUAUAGGAAUUGUAAGGUGGCAAGGGAGCCUAGAAGAAACCAGAAGGCUUAUGAAGCCUGGGCCCCCAGUCUCAAAGAAAUAGGCAAAAUAAAAUGAAAUUCGCGGAGUGAUACGUUGAAAAUAGGAACUAAACAGAGACUGAUGAGUUAAGUUAUGAAUUCAGUAACAAGAUAGAAAAAAAAUUUCAACUCUGGAUUGGAACAGAAUACUUUCUUUUGUUAGUACGGCAGAAAGGAAUAUAACAUCGAUUUGAACUACGCGUUCAUUGUUUAGGGCCGCCAUGUUGUUUUCAUCAAGUCGAAGUGCAUCACUUUAAUCGCCCAAAAAUCAGCAAUAAUUCAUUGAUUCGAGAUCAAAAUCCAACAAACACAUCGCAAACGGAUAUAAAAAGCUAGUUCAUACCUUUAAACGCGAGGCUGUACAAUUUUUGUCGCAAAAAAACCUUGCCGUAAAUGUAUGGCUCUUAGAGUUUAUAACACUCCUUACUACUUUAACUUACUGUAUUUGUUUCUUAUUCUGGCAUCCUCGUUCUUUUUACAUUAGAAUAUGCGCUAUUUAUCCGGGGGCUGAAUUUGUGUUUGUAUAUAUUGCGUCUAUAGUGGUUUAUUGGCCAACUUUCAGCUUGAUGUUCUUAAUCCACUUGUCCCUAUAUGCGGGUGUUUACCGUACCCUUAAAUCUGAAUCUGAAGGAAAUACAUUAAACUACUCGCAAUCUGAUCAUGCAUGAUUCCGCUUAACGCCGGCGAGGAAAAACCUUUUGAUUAGACUAAAAAAAUGCCUUAAACUGUCGCUUUCAACCCCCUCCCCCCACCCCUACCACUUACAAACCUUCUCAGUUAUAGGUUCAUUUCCCGGAUAUACGCUGUAAGCUAGUUAUAGGCUAUCUCCCGAAAUACAAGUCCCCCCGGAUAUAGGCCCCACUCUAGUACCGAAAUAAAUCCGAUUUAUCAUGACGUUCUGAAGCUUAAUGAAAAACCUGUACGCGCCAAACGUAAUUUAAUCAGUACUGCCAAAGCUUGUUUCGAAGUGCUUUUUAAAAUUUCGGGUGUAAGCCCCUUCGGAUAUAAGCCCUCCCGUUUAAGGCCCUCACGAAGAAGAUGUAGAAGCCCAGGGCUUAUGAGCCGAGAGCAGUUAACGGUAUUCUAUUGUGGCUGUAUUAGUUCUCUUCCUGGGUGAUAACAAAAUAACUCUCAGUUAAACAAAAUUCGCUUUGUUCUUACUAGUUUGAAGUUAAUUAUUGAUUAGUGAGCGUAACUACAUUUCCAUUUUACCGUUAAAUAUGUCGGCUUGACACUGUUGAUAUCACUUAUACAUGGCUUUAAUCACAUGGAGACAAAUAUUAACUACAUGAACUGCGGUUCUUUGCUUUUCAUUCGCAUCUCCGGAGCUUCUUUCACACGAUCAUCUAAUUAUUUUGCGGUGUGAAGAAAAUUUAGAACUUUACUUGUUUAAUAUAUUCUAAUUUUGGCAGCGAAAAGAAUAAUAAUAAUAAAAAGCAACAUGAAUGCGAUUAUAAUCACUGAUCAGCUCAGCUUGCUAGCAGAUUGCAUUCUUUCGGUAAUGAUUAAUUGAAUGCAGAGAACAAGCAUCUAAUCAUGAAGGUUUGCGUCAUGUAAUAUCUAGAAUUUAAAUUAUUUAAAAAUUUUACCAGAUGUGUUUUUUCCUUCAGAGCAGACGACUACUUGACGAAAAGAAGAGAUCUUCUGAGUUUGUAGUUUCGCGGAUGAGCAUGGAACCUACAGGUAAUUACAGGUUUAUACCCUUAUAAUUAUCCAAGUGGAAUACAGAUAGUUUCCUUACACUAGAAAGCUUAUUCCCUCAGUAACCUUCUUUACAGAGGAUACACUCAAGAGCCUUAUCGAAAACCUGAAACCAGUUAAAGCAGUUAAACGCUGACUGGCCUUAGUCAAAAUAUAACAAAAUUUCUUAUAUUCAUUUUGUAAAACGACGCAUAAUGGAUAGCACCAUGCCAUGUGAAAGUACUGCCAAAGAGGUUUCAUUGAAUGAUGUUCACGCCACAGGAUUUAGUCCACAGUGUCAAAAGUUACCUUACGAGACUCCAUCACUUUGACUAAUUGGUAGCUGUCAUAGGUGUGAAAUAAACUUCUGUCAUACGACUGAAUAGGUACAAAGGAGAAUAAUGGCUCCUAUUAUUCGCUUUUGCAGGCCAUGUAGCAAGCCUUUAGAAACUUGGGGGGAGGGGGGGAAGGCAGAAAGAUUUUAGGUAGCUCAUUGUGUUUGAAAAGCAGAGGGUUUUCGGUCCGGAGGACCCAUUGAACUGGUCUUUGUAUCUUACAACCUAAAAAUGUUUCACCUAGCUGCGGAGACAUCAUUGUUUCAAUGCCCUGAGAGAUGACUUUUUAUAUUCAACUUUUAAGCGAGCAUGUUUUGACCUUUUGGGGCAUAUAAACUAGAGGGGGGGGGCACGGGUUCAAUGCCCUGGGAGAUGAUUUUUUAUAUUCAACUUUUAAGCGUGCAUAUUUUGACUUUUGGGGCAUAUAAACUAAGGGGCGGGCACGGGUCCCCCGGUACCUCCCCAUGCUACGGCCCUGCUCUUGAUACAUAUCGCCUCAACCCUUUUACUCUUAGAGUGAAAGUAGUUAAUUAUCUUCUCCCGUUGAGGGGCUUCUUGCGGAUAAUGAAACAUAAUUAGGUCACUGAAACAUAAAAGGAAUCCCAGCUGGUACGUUGGCUAUUUUACAAACGUGGCGGAGGAUGUAAACUUCGAACAACGGAGAACAAAUCCAGCUGGCCGUCAGGGCGAGAUUCAGUUGCACUCGGGGCCUCUGGAUUCCAAAUUCAGCGUUCUAACCACUCUUUAUUAGGUCGUUCUGAAUGAUAUUGGAAAUUUUUGUGGAAUUGUUGCUUUAGUCACGUCAGGGAGUUAUGGUUUCACGGUUACACAAUUAGGGGGUAAUACGGUAUUUAGAUUUAGCCAAAGCCAAAAGCGAAGCUCUCGUGGGAUCUUUAAAGAAAUGUUUUUCUCCAGUAAUUCAGCUUUUGCCAUAAACAAGAAGUUAACUGAACUCCUCCUGAAAAAAGUGGAACUGAGCUUGUGAUCAAUUGAAAACAUAACUGGUCAGCGGAGAACUAUAAGAAAUCACGUCCCCUCAAUGAGGUGUUCACUAGAGCCCGCGAUACAGUCAUAUGACAAUGGACAGCGGUUACCUUUUUAGACAGCUGUCAAUAGGCCUUCUGCAAGAUUUGCGACAUAUCACAAGAAUCUGUUAUUCAGUUGUCUUCCAAUGGUAAUAGCCUGAUUUAGCAACAGAGCGGGAACGUCAGUUGACGACGGUGCGCAAAUCAAACAACUCGCUUGACCAAUGGCAGAGCGGCAAAAGGGGCACCGGAAGUCGAGUUUAGUCCUUUCCGCGCGCUUUCCCGUAGUCAAAUGACGUUCCCGUUCUGUUGCUCAAUCAGCAUAAUACUUAGAUUCCCCCCCCCCCCCAACUUCUUGAGCAUUAUUAGGGUGCGUUCGAUUGUUCGUAUUUCGGAAUACGAAUAAGCUAAAGCUUUGUUACAAACCUCUUGCACCAUACUUCUUGGACUACUGAAAGCUACAUUACAUCGAAAUAUUUUAUUUCAGCACAUUUCUAGAUGUUGCAUUGCAAUGAAUGGCAAAACAAAUACGGUCAAUAGAUCAUACCCUUAGUAAGUACUGUUUAGGAAAAACACUUUUAGGUUGAUAUGCCAAUCUCACCUCUAAUCAAGUAGUAUGGCUUCUAAUAAUACUCUUUUCUUCACAGAAUCGGUGUUUCCUAACAUUACCAACAACGCCACGGAACCUGGCAGUGGAGGUUCGUAUUCCAUACCUCCAAACAUUCAAAUCGGAGUCACCAUAUUUGCAGUAUUGAUUUUUAUCUUUGCGCUGAUCGGUAACAUUGUGGUAAUUUACAUUGUCUGCACGGUAAACCACAUGCGCAGCUCAACCAACACCCUCAUCGCCAACAUGGCCGUUGCUGAUCUGUUGAUGACCAUAGACAUACCGUACAUACUUAAAUUUUUCUACGUCCGCGAUAAAUGGUUUGGAACCUUCAUGGGCACCGUUUUAUGCAAGUUUUUUUUCACUCUGCUCAAGUGGGAUCUCUAA